Molecule: messenger RNA, 1065 nt
Organism: Naegleria fowleri
Lineage: Eukaryota; Heterolobosea; Eutetramitea; Acrasida; Naegleriidae
Exons: 1
Coding region: 1-1065 (354 amino acids)
Source: RefSeq, a predicted model, not a curated record
AUGAAUACUGAUUCGGGUUGUAACUCAUCAACACCAUCCAAGAGUAAUAAUAAUAAUAGUAAUAAUAGUAACAAUAGUAACAAAAAUCAUAACAACGAUCAUCAUCAUUUAAUUGAUCUCCAAAACGAAACGAAUAACGACCAAAACAACAAGGAGCGAAUGGAACCCUCCAUGGUGAUGAAUAAUUUCAAAACUACAACAUGCGCCACAAAUAAUGUCCAUACUUCGUUAUCCCGUCCUUCAUCAUCAUCACCAUCCUCAUCUUUCUCCGCCACCAUAUUACCUCCUUUGUCGUCUCUUCAUCUGUUGUCCCAAGUUUCCACCGAGUGUGCUUCAACAACAACAAACCAGAGUGAACGAGUACCACAGGAUCAUCGGAUACAAGUGCUGAAUGCUGAUGAAUAUGGUUCCAACAACAAAUGGAUCCUCACAAAUUCAAAAGCUCAUGUGCGUGAAAUGCCACCACCUGCCUCUCCACUUUCGACCCAAAGCAGCAAAGAGAGCACUCGAUCGCUCGCUUCUUCUUCUUCGGAUGACCCAAAUAAGAUUCAAACAUGUACCUUACAAAAUCUACCAACAAUCGACUCUAUGGACGGCAAUACAACCCUAAAAAAUCAAUUGUUUAAGGAACAAUUUAAGAAGUAUGUCACUCAAUACAAGAGAAGAUACAAAAAGGUUGUCAUUUCCAAGACUCCAGAACAACAAAAAACGAUCCUUACGAAAUUGUUAAACUUUCAAGGUGGACAAUUUUUUGCCAAUCUGCAAAAUACCUCCAAGAAUCAGAUGGUCAUACAAGCAUGCAUGCAAGAAGGAGACCAACUCUUAGAUUUGGCCGUGUUAGUCACAAGAAAAAGAUUCAGUGCAAAACCCAAGCUUGAGGAUUUUUCAUUUAACAUGGUGGUUCUAUCAAACCCCACAUCAACGACGUCGUCGCAAUUUUUGCCACGAACCCCCGUUGCGAAGAAUUUAUCGAGUGACAACACCAACUCUGGCUCUGUCGGCCAACAAUCUAAGCCCACCUCUUCAUCCAUUUCAUCCAACGAAGCGCCAAUGCAAAAACGAUGA